AUGUUAAUUUGGACUAUCUGCACAGUUCUCUUUGCAGUAUAUGCAAGGUGUGGUACUCUAACACCUACGAACAGUUAAUCUUUACUGGCAUACUCCUCUAACAAAGGAGAAAGUACAUACUACUAGUUUUAGUUUACUCCAUAAAAUGGUAUUGGAAGUAAUGCUAGCAUAUAAGUAAUAUUCCCCAAUGAUUUUGACUAUAUAUCCUUCCCUGAUAAUCCAGAUUGCUACUUGCAAUUAGGAGCUUCUGCUUAGUUUUAAUCUGCUAAUUGCACAAUCACUAAAUAAGGCGUAGCAAAUGUUCAAGCAGGAAGCAUUCCAGUAGACCUUAUAACCAUAGUCGUAGGUUAAAUCAUAAAUCCUAAAUUUAAAGAUACUUCAAGCUAAUUUAGUGUCAGAACAUACUACAAUACAGUACCUGUUGAUAUUAAUGAUAUUUUCGGAAUAGUUUCUUUCGCAGCUUAGCCAUGUAGAACAUUUGAAUUCUUUAAUCCUAAUGUCUAUUAGAUGAGCAAUGGCAGGAUAAGUGAAGGAUCAAGUUGGGAAUUUGAUUUUAUACCUUAGAAAUCAUAUUCUUCUGGAAAUAGUUUCAGAUUCACUUUUCCUGAUGGUUUUAACUCAAAUAAAGUACUCUGUAACGUUUAGGGAUUAACUGGAAAUGACCCAAUCACAACUGUAUCUUUUAACAAAAGAAUGAUUACUUGCUAGAAUGUAAUGAACCCAAUUUAAGGAAACCAAGUUGUCAGAAUCAUCAACAUGAGAAAUCCAAAUUUUAGUGGUAUUAUGCAAGGUUUUACUAUCGAAAUUCUUUAAGGAACCUCCACUGUAGUUUUAGAAAAGAUAUAAUUCCCUGGAAAUAUAAUCAUUAGCCCUGGAUAACCUACUAUCUCUUAUGUUUCUAGUGAUCAGUUUAAGUAUUCAAACUCUACAUACAGCUUUUUUAUUAAUCUCGUAAAUCCAGUCUAUGCUGGAGACAAGCUCUACAUCAAUUUCACUAGUGAAUGGUUUUUAUUUAAUCCUAAUUGCACAGUUAUCAAUGGGUUUUAAUAAAUUGGUAACCAACCUGUCAGAUGCUCACUAAUUCCUAACUCAGAAUCUUACGUCAUUGAUAAUUUCGAUCAAAUAGAUAAAACCCAAAGACUAGUACUCUCUAUCUUUUUACAAACUCCAAAAGCAUAAAAUCUAUAUCCAGUUACAAUAGCUACUUAUAAUACAAAAAGAAGUGCUAUAGUUGACUUAAAUACAGUAACUGUUUCUAUCAAUGCUACAUAUGGAGUAGUCAAAUAAUUUGUUGCUCAUCCUUUAAAGUAGCCUUAAGUCGCUUUAGCAGGUAAAACAGGCUCAUUAGAAAUGACUUUUUUCUUGAAGACCUAUUUACCCAAUUCUGAUGUAGAUUCAUUUGGUAAAUUCAGGGUUGAUAUCUUUCCACAAAUUCCUAUUCCUCCUUCAAGCACAUAUGGACCAGUAAAAUGCUACUUCUAUGGAGAUAUACCCUCUGCUAAUGAAUGCUCAGAUACAACUCAAUCAAUUUUUGCUACAAAUGCAGAUCUAUCUAAAACAACAAUUUAUAUGUAUACUCCAAAAGAUUAUAGCUAUUAAAGAAGUGAAGUACCCAUCACAGUAACUACCACUGGUUUAGAUUAAAAUUACUACAAAGGUUUUGCUCUUGAUCCUCUUGUUUAAAGAUACUAUUUCCAUGUCCAUAUAUGGAGUAGGCAAAAUACAGGUAUAGCACUUCCUGCUGCUAAUACUCCACCAGAUAUUCCUCCUAAUGAUAACACUCCUCCUGAUGAAGUUUACUUCCAAGAAUUUAUACCUGCAUAUAGAGUUAUUGAUGGUCCCCCAGAUCCUGAUCUCACUAAAUUAACACUCCCUAAUAAGCCCACAUACCUCACUGCUCCCAAUCUUAACUUUGCUUACUACGAAACUGAAGCAAAUUAAUUUACUUAUGUUUCUGUCACUUAUACUCACUAAGACACAGCAGUUAAAAGCUAUACUAUUAGAUCUCCAUAGUCUAGAAAUUACAUAAUGCGUAUUUACUUUGUUAGCGGAUGGGCAGCUGGAUUAGGUUACACUACUCCUGGUUCUGAUAAGAUAAUUAAAAACUAUCCAUGUUUAAUCAAUGGUAAUAUCAAUUAUAAUAACCCAGCCACCCCUUAAUCAGCCUGUGACUUAUUUAUCGGAACACCAACUCCUUACCUACAAGUGAACAAUCUGUAAACAUUAAAUUUCGAUGUGGGUACUUAUGUCACAGUUAUAAUUCCAAGAGUUAAACUUGCUAACACUCCUGGAGUUGUAUGCUCUCUUAAUGUUGAAAUAGAUGAAGAAACUCCUGGAUUCAGAGAAGAUGUAGUAAUAGUUUACAAAUCUUUAGACCGAAUUCUCUUUACAAUAACCAAUCCUCCAGCUGCAUAAACUUCUGGAUUAACUUUUAGUCCUAGCACAUCAGUACUAAAUUAAAAUCCAACAUACUCUAUUACUUUUAGUCAACCUGUUACUACUAUCAAUAUGGUAACUAUUGAUUGGGAUCCUAAUUUACCCAUUUCAUUCGCUUAAGUUGACUGUUCUGGCACUUCAGGAAUUAUUACUUGUACUAAAUUUGGGGCACCUGUUUGGUAAAUUUAUGCUACUGGUAUUGGUGUUUAAUAAUCAACUGUUAAUAUAAUUUUGCCAUUAAGUACUAGCGUUAAUCCUGCUUACGAAAUGACUUUGACUUUUGUUGCUAGAUCUUAUGGUACAGAUUUCAAAUAGAAAGUUAAUAAAAUAGGUACUUUUUAUUUUCCACCUUUGGUUAUGACUACUUCUACAUUUACUUCUCUUACCACUUAACCUAACUAUUGGUUUCAAGGUUAUGUUUCAUCUCACCAAAUUACUUUCUAGCUUGUAUAGCCUGUGCCUGAUAAUUGGUAUAUAUAAUUUGACUUUCAAGGAGGUAUAACUGUUAAUAAUGAUGAAUACUUUAUUUUUUAGAAUAAUGAUAACACCGUUUUACAAGCUUUGGACUAAAGAGGUGUUUUGUUAUCAUUUUAAGGGAGUACCUUUGUUAUUUGGAAUCUUAAGGCUGUUGCAGCAACAAAGAUAGUAUCAGUUAGUCUUUCUCUUACUCUCCCUUUAACUUUGACAUGCGCUGCAGCAGUUGCAAUAAAAACUGAGUAUUAAAAUGGAUUUUCAAUGAGAAGAGUUAACUGGCUAAAUCCACCAACAAAUCAUGCUGACGGAGUUUUCUAAUUAAAUCAAUUAGCUAUGGUUGACUUUAAAGUUAUCAAUCCUAUUAAUUACUUGAUUAUACCAUAAGAAAGCUAAGUGGCUCCUUUUAACUUUAAUUUCACUCCUGAUGUUACAUUGAAGGUUGGAGACACAAUUACUCUAAGUUGGAUUAUGUAAACAGGAGCACAGAAUGGUUUCGCAUACUAAAUAAACCCUGUAACAAGCAAUCCUUACACUAUAAUUUGCUCUAUUAAUGGUGCCAAUUAUCCUUGCACUGCUAGUUCCACUUCUACAUUUUUAGUUGUAACUAUAACACUUAACUCUAGUUUGGUUGCUGGAGUUUCCUACAGCUUUUAGGUUUCAACAGAUAUUGCUAGCAAUUACAAUGGUUUAAUAUACCCAACAACUGGCGGUUAUUAUCAAUUUAAAAUUUCUACAUAUACUUUAACUCCUCCUUCUAGUGUAUAUACAUAGAAUUUCUCACAGUAUAUAUUUAUUCGCCCUAAAGACUUUACUGAUCUCACUUUCAGUUUUGCUCAUACAACAGCUUCAAGUCCUACUGUUUAUGAAAUAUCAUUUAUCUUGAAUCGUCCGGUUAAUGCUUAUUCUUAAGGUGGUAGAUUUAUAAUAUAUUUCCCCAUUUAGUCAGGUUCUAAUGCCAAUUUUGCAUCCGAUCUUGGACUUGGUUCAAGUAACCCUGGUUGCUGGUUCAAUAAUGCAUUCAGUAAAGAGUCAUCAGCCAAUAAAUUAAUGUGUGUUCUUACUCAAGCUGGAACCGCAUCUUCAAAUGCUAUUCUUAGUGAAUACAGCGCAAGACUUGAAAUAAUAAAUUUCUAGGCUUUAACUGCAGGAACAAGCUACCAAAUAAUUAUUGGUAAGAUAAAAAAUCCUGCUAUGAGCUCAAGUCCCUUCUAACUUACAUUUAUGACUUAUAACAUUAAUAACUAAUACCAAAUCACUUAUUUAAAUUCUAUGAUUUAGAAUAUUUACAUUGGAGAAACUAACGACUCACAAACUCCUUAGACAUCUACAUAAAUGAUUACAUUCAAUGGUAAAGUAUAAGAUGCUAACUAAGACUUAGUUCACUCAAUAAUUAAUUCUUAAAGUAGCAUGUAGGACAGUGAUUAUUUUGUAGCAGAAUAUCCAUCAAACUACUUUUCUUCGACGAAUAACCAAGGAGGAAAUUAAAACCAAGGAAAUAUCAAUACUUGUGAUACCUCUAAAUAUUACUACUGCAUUUCAAUGGAUGAUGUAAAAUGGGUGAUAUGGAAAAUCAAGACAACAAUUGCUCAAAAUACAGCCUAAAGCGCUAAUAUAUCCUUACUUACUAAUCCUCUGUUCAUAUCUAGGGCUGAUGUUACAUUUAAUUCUUACUUAUUUGUCUAAAAAAAGUACUAAGGACAAGUUAUUGAAAAAGUUCCUAUUGCAUCAUGGAAUAGUUUAAUUUCUACGAUAACUUCUCCUUCUAUGAAUUAAGUCAAUAGUGUGAACUACUAUAGGUAAAGCCGCUCUGCUGCCGAAAUUAUUGUAUAAUUUACAACUUCAAGAGAUCUAUAUGCCACAGGUUCUAUUGUAAUAACUUUUGAUAGUUCAUAUGUUCCAUAUGCUCAAUGUCGUUCAGAUAUUUCACUUGGAAGUAAGCUUUACUCUUCUGCAGCUAAUAACUUAGGUGAUAUAGGUUGCUAUGUCUAAGCAAACUCUUGGUAUAUUACAGGAUUUUAAGAUAUGGCUUAAGGUAGCACUGUGUAUAUUUAUGGAUUAGUUGAUAUGCCUGCAACUACUGCUUCUUUUAGUAUAACAACAUUUGGAAAUCAGCUCGAUGCUAAUAUCAUAUCAAGUGGAUAUACAAUUGAAACAAUAUCAUCUGUCCCAUCAAUUACCUUGACUACUUUUGCUAAUUUCUAAUUUGACACUACUAUGGCUUUAAUUUAAGCUUCUCCAUUGCAAGUAGGUUAUACUGGAGAUUUGAGAAUAUCAAUUAAAUCUUCAUAGUCUUUAUCAGGAACCUUUAAACUUUCUUUAGCUUAAACAAAGUUAAUUGGCAGUACAACUGUAACAGACGGGUUUUAGUCUCUUAGUUCAUUAAAAUAAUAUAUUAUUGGCUAUGCAAUAGAUUAAAGUAAUGGUAGUAUUAUUCCCUUCUAUUUCGAUAGCACAGACGUUACUAAAUAUACAGAAGCAUCUAAUUUUAUUACAGUACAGUUUACGUUAUAUCAAACUCUUACUGCGAACAAAAAUUAUAUAAUUGUAGUAACAACCUAAUAAAUGGAUGCAACAAAAACUGAUGGAAUCAUCUGGCCUUUAUAAACUGGUGUCUACAAAGUUGAGAUAUCUUUCCCAACUUAAAAAAUUUUCCAUACAGAAUUCGUUGAAGUUUAUGGUUAAAAAUUUAACACUUUGAAUUUUUAUAGCACAAAUAAUGGAGUUGGGCUAAACAAUUUGAUUUAUAUUUCAUUUACGCCUGCUGUUUAAAUUGCUACCACAGAUCAACUAAUUAUUGAAUUUAAUACACAAAGUCUUGAUUCUAUAAACCUCUUUGGUUCUGACUUAGGUUUAGGUAUGCUAAGCUAUACUUAAUUAAAUGCAGAUUUUUUAUUAGGAACUAAUGCAGGUACCUGCUCAUGCAGGUUAUACAACGGCUAUUAACCUAGUGGAGUUGCAGUAAAAGUAGUUUGCACUUAGUUUAGCUCUGUAAUAUCGACAAGUGCUUAAGCAAAAAUCUUCUUUUAAAUUGUUAAUCCUAGCUCAGUACCUGAAGAUACUUAUAUUCCAAUAUUCAUAUAUUCUAUUUACUAAACACCUACAGGCGAAUAUAAGAAAGACAAUUGGUAAAUAGUUGAAUAAUAAUUCAAUAUAAAAUCAUCUGCAGUUUCUACUUCUGGAACAACAGUAACCCCCACCAGAUCUAAUUCAGCUAUGGGUGCAUCUAAUAUAUAAAUAACUUUCUAGGUACCUGUAGCCUUUUCUUCUUCAGACAUGCUUAUUAUAAAUAUAAAUGAUUUGAAUAUUCCAACACCAUCUACAGUAGAUUAAACAAAAGUUUCUUGUACUUCAGGUACUAUGUUCUUAUUGGUAAAUAAUAAGAUUCUAGCUUGCUAGUUUAAUAGUGCAGUUACUUCUGGGUCAAACAUAAUUUUUUAGGGAUUAAUUUCAUAAUAUUAUUUUUCUAACCUUUUCACAGCUUUAUCAACAACAUAAUUAACUUUUAGUGCAUAUGCUUCUUUCCUCAGUAAUAAAUCUACUUAGUCCCUCCAAAUUAGCUGUAAUUCCAUGUCUUAAUUAACUCCUUAUUCAGCUACAGCAACAGAUAUCACAAUUCCUAAUCCGACUUUCAUCCCAACUUCAACUAUUUAUUAAUACGUUGAUGCACUUUUUGAAAUUAAUUCAAUAAAUUUAAAUUAGGUGACUUAUAUCAAAUUUACUCAUUCACUUACAGGAAUUACUCUAGAUUCAUCUAAAUCUGAAUGUUUAAUGGCUCCAAAUUCGUAAAUUGAAAUAAUCUAAUGCUACUAAGAUGGAACAUUAUUUUAUCUCACUAUUAAUCCUCCAAAUGUAGCUACUACGAAAAAGAUUUAAUUUAUUACUAGAAACAAACCAAUGUAGCUUCCUAGCUCUACAUCUACUAUUUCUUAUUAGCCAAUUGCUCAAUUUUACGAUUCAUAAAAUAAUUUGAUUUUUUAAUCAAACGUAGCGGUAUCUAAUCCUACCCUUUUUAGUCAACCAACACCUUCCGUUCCAAGUCCUAUUGCUAGUUUUACUACAUUUUCUGCUGGAGUUCUUGAUGAUAAUUCUGAAACAAGAUAUUUUGACUAAGAACCCUUUUCUUUAACAAAUACUGACUUUGGUCCAUUAGUAUUUAAAUUUUGUCCCUAAGAAAAUAUUUCAAUUGGCUAGACAAUAUCAUUUAUUUUUUCAAAUAAUCUCGUAAUAAUAAAUUCAGCUUCAUAGAUAACUGGUACAGAAAUAUAUUAAUACUCUCUUUAUUGCAAAAUUAAUGGAUUAAUUUAAACUUCUUGCACUUUUAAUACAGGUACUAUAGUAGUAACUGUAGCAUAGGCAUUAACAUAAUAUACAAACUAUAACUUUUAUAUUGACACUACAAAUUAGUAGAAUUAUCCUUCUUUACAUGGUUUUAAAUGGAAUAUGCCUAAUAACUCAGUAUAAUCCAUCAUGAAAGUUCAAAUAAAUACACCAACUUUAAAAUUUCUAUCAGAUUUGAACUUUUUUGCAAUUAACUAAGCAUACAAAGUAAAGGCCAUAACAUCUACAACCUCAAUAAAUUAUGCACAUAAAGUAGCUGGAUAAAAAAAUAUGUUAACACUAAAUUUGAAUUAUGCUGCCGUGUCUGCUCCAAGCAUGCUAAUAGUUGAAUUUGAAUCUUAUUCUUAAGCUAGUGGCACUUAGCUUUAUAAUUAAAAUACUAUGCACGGAUUAAGUGAUGGAGACCAAUUUCCAUGUUCAGGAGGUACAGGUAGCACUCCAAUAACUUGCUGGAUUCAAACUGGUUCUAUUGAUACAAACUCGAUGAUUUCAAAACCUAUAAGAAUUUUCAUAAAAGAUAUGGCUGGCACGACAGGGACUUAUUAUUUGUUUAUUGAAAACCCUUAACAAAUAAAUUAUGAUUUAAGAAUCAGGAUAAGGUCUAUUUAAGGAACUAGUAUGUUCACAUUACAAGGAACGUAUGAGGAUUAUCAGCUAUUUAGAACUGUUACUAACACAGACAAUGCCUCUCCUCAGUCCUAGACAAUUUCAGUAGAUAAACCAUACUCAGAUACCACAGCUUAAUAUACUCUUCCACUAUAAAAUACUUCAGGAAAUGUGUUGGUGUAUUCUUUAAUAUCAGUUACAGAUUGUAAUUUAAUUUACUAAAAUUCUUAGAGUGAUAUGAUGUAUUAUUAUGAUGUUUCGUCUUAAACAAUUUAUCUGAUUAGAUUCACAACAGCAGCAGUAAAUGCAGCUUCUCCAUAUAAAAUUCAAAAUAUGCAAUGUAAUCCUACAACAAUAACUUAUUAUGAAGCUUCUUCAUCUUAAACAUCUUGGAGAGUUAACACAGGAUCUUUAUCAUCAACUUCAAUUACAGGUUAAGCAGCAACCACAUAUUUUUCAAUUGUCCCUUCAUAUACAUAAUUUUUCCCUAUUAGCGGUUAUACUAAUGUCUAUGGUGUCAUCACAUUUUAAUCUUCUCAAGCUAUUUCUAUUCCAAGUGGAUUAUAAUUUUAAAUUACAUUUUAGAAUGGUAUCACAUUGAUAGCAUGCUAGGUAAGAAGGGGUUUAUAUUAAGGAAGUAAUGAUCUUUCUUAUACUAGUGAAUGCUCUGUUACAUCAGGUACACAAAUCUAAAUUACAGGAUUUACUGACUUAAAAGCAAAUUAAGGAAUAGAGAUUCUUUUAAAUUAUGAUAAUGGUUCUUCUGUAGGAAGUAAUCAAGUUAAUAUUUAGCUUAGUUCAAAUUCAUACACAUUAGCUAUAGGUAGUUUAUCAUUGUCCACUGCCUUAACAACUAAUAAUCUUGGUAACAAUUCUGUAAUAAUUUAAAGUAGACCCACUAGUAACCAAUAUUUAUUAUCAAUUUCAAUAACCCCUAAUACUAAUUUGUAUGUAGAUUCUAUUACUAAUAUUUUAAAUGUAGAUAUAACCCUGAAUAGUGAAUAUUUAACUAAUAAUUUUUUUGGAAUAUUCUAAUGCUUAUCAUAAUCUUCAGUCUCAAUCAUAUCCUAAUCUGCUAGAUAAUUUAUUUAUUAAAAUAAUUUUGUUGUUUAAAGUUCAGCUAGUAAAAUAACGUUACAAUUUACUGCUCAAGAUACUUCUGCUAGCUGGUCUAGUGGUGAUACUUUUUCUUUUACCUUAAUUCUGGACAAUUUAAAUUUAUAAUAAACAACUCCAUUCAACCAUGUGUCAUCAUAUCUUAGUGUUACAGUCAACUCUUAUACCUAGCUUGCUUCAUAGUAUACUUCUACCUUGGUAGGCAUAGUUUAAACACCAACCUUACAAUUAUAUUCCUCAGUUUCUACAAGCUCUAUUUCAGCAGAGGCUAAUUCUCUAACAGAGAUAUAAAUCACAGGUACUUUACAACAACCAAUUUCAAAUACAAAUAAUGAGUUUGUUGUCUUAUAAUUUUAUGGCUAAGCAUGGCCAGAUGAUAUCAUAUCAAAUAUAGGGUCUUCUGUUUUAAAUGCCUAAGUAGAUUGUUUGGUGUAUGUAUAAGGUAGCCUACAAACUUCUGCUAAAUGCUAUCGUCAUUAUAAGAGAACUAAUUACAAUUCUAUCUUACUUUAUGAUUCAAUAAUAUCAGUUAGAGGCUUUAGCGCACUAUCAGGUUAAUCUCUAAACAUUUACAUACCUCAAGUAGCUACUCCUACAGCAAGCCCAGUUUAGUGGAGUUUGAAGAUAAAUAAAUUUUCAGAUGCUACUUUAAACGUUAGUGUAUCUCAAAGUACAGGUGCUUUGACUGAAGAUUUAGUUACUAGUUUUUAAGGAACUGUAGGAUCUGUACUUCCUUAAUCAGCUAUGACGAUCUCCAAUUUAAAUGCUUUUAAAGUAGGCAGUUCAACUCCUGCUAUUACCUUAAAUGGAAAUUUCCAAGUAGGAGACUAUAUUUAUAUAGUAAUGGUAAAAUAGAGUAGUACUUCAAAUGUACUUGAUAGUACUACUCUUUGUGUAGGACCAUCAGCUUAUUUAAAUUGCAGGGUUUAUGGAAGUGUAUAAAACAUUUUUGUUUUUAAUUUUUUGACUGCUUAAACUAAUUUUGCUGUGUCAUUAUUAACUACAACUUUGAAUAUGAUAUCUUAUACAUAAUUCAAUAACAAUUAUGAAUUCAGUUAUUUUUAUUACAAUAGCUUUAAGUAAAUUAAUAAUUCACCUACUUACCAAUUCAAAUCUGUCAGCUUUACUACUUAAAACAAAAUUACCUCCAAAACUUAUGCUUUGUUCCCUAUUACAAAAUAUUUAACUACUUAUUUCUAUUUCACAAUAAUAGCUCCAUAGGAUUUUACAUCUAAUGCAUAAAUACAAAUUACAAUUUCUUCAUCAAACUUAGCAAUAAGUUCUUGUAGAGGAUAUUACCAAGCCUCAUAUACAAACAGAAACUCAUUUAAAUGUUCUGUUUCUUCUUAUACUAUUGCAGUCUUUAUCACCUAAUAAAUUUCUUCGGGUUAAUCAAUUAAUUUUCUAGUUUCUGGUAUUGUUUAGGACACAAAUAAUUUAGUAUUCUCAGUUAACUAUUACAACUCAUAUAGUAGCUCUACAUAAUAUACUUAAAUAGGAAUUGAUAGUAUAACUAUAAAUAACACAGGUAAUAAUUUAAGUCCAAAUUAAGCUACAGUUAACUGUUUUUAAAUACUCUCUUUCUAUCCAAUUAAUUUAGUUAAUUCAUUAUCACCAUCGACUUAUGCUCCAGUUCGUGUAAAGUUCUCAUCUGCAACUGAUAUAAACUCUUCAUUUAAUUCAUUAAUUGUUUAUUUUUUUACAAAUAAUGAAUUUACUGAUUAGCAAUACGCUGCUGGUAUAACCACUUAAAAUGCUUUUUGUACUUAUAAAUAAAUAAAUUCUGAUGGAACAUUUUCUUUCUUAUCAACAUAAAUUUGUACAAUGACAUACUCAAAUCCUUUGACUUAUGUCACUGCUUCAUAACCGCUUCUCGGAACUUAGACUGAUUCUAAAUUUAAUUAGAAUACAGAAUAUGAGCUUAUAAUAAGCUCUUAAAUUAGAACAAAUAACCCUGGGCUUUCAAUAGUCUCAAUUUCAUCUAAUUUGUAAAUUUUGACAGGUUUGCUAAUAAAUUUCUCAGCUACUCUAUAUGGAGAAUUCACAACACCCUUCAUAGCACAACAAUACACUUCCUAGAUAUAAAACUUAUAUUAUACUUCAAAGUCAUAAGGAAGUCUUUCUAGCAUUUACUUAUCAAUAAACACUUUAACAACAGCAGCUUAUCCAUCUGAAUACAUGGAAAUAGUUAUACCUGAUCAUGCCUCAAGUGCUUUUAUAGCUCUUAGCUCAUAAGGUAAAUAGUUGCCUUGCGAUUUGUAAUAAGCAACUUCACCGCUUGUACUAUAACCUUUCUGUGUAGUAAAUAAAAGAGGUAAUGAUAUAGUUAUAAAAAUACUUUCAGUAUCUGCACUCUCAGCAGGUACAAUUUCAAUUGCAAUAGAUGAUAUUACUCUUUAUACUCCUUCAAAUUUAUACAACUUCUAGUUAAUAUUUAAUAGCGUUGCAUAUGAUACAACCUCAGUUUCGAACUAACCUCGUUUCUAUAAUAAGAAUAGAAAGGUUAUAUAUUACUUAUUUUAAAUUGGAGCCACUGCUACUCCAACUGCUUCAACUCCUACGAUGAAUUUAUAUAAUAAUUAAUUUGGUAGCUCAAAUGCAUAUCUUCAGUUCACUUAAAAUAUAGCUAACAUAUUAGUUAAUAAUGUUAUCGAUAAGGUUUAAAUAAGACUAUAAAAUGGAAUGUUUGUUUUACCUUAAAAUCAAAUAAGCUUAACAAAUCAAGCUAAUUUUUGUGAAUUAAAUACGAAUUAAUUCCUACCUCUGUGGGUUAAUAGAAAAACAUAAACAUUCUAUGGCUAAAAAAAUACAGAUUCUAAUAUCUAGCCAUCUAUAAGAAAUUUAAAAGUCCCUAAUGUAAAUUAUAAAAAUAAAUUUUCAACUUCUCCUUCAGUAGUUUACUCUUGGUACGUUGGAAAUGUUAAUACUUAAGUAUGGAAUGCAUAAAUAUAAAGUUCAUUAGAUACAAAUAAUUUUAAUCAAGUGGCCACAAGCUUUUCUAUCGUUACUGACACAUUAAAUACUUUGAUAACAAAUGGAAGCACUUCUUGGUUAACUAUAACAUUAAACAUAAAUACAGCUUCAACUGAUUUUAAUACAAUUAAUAAUGCCAAUGUCAUGUAAAUUAUACUUACUGCAUAAUCAGGAAUAAAUAAUUUCUUAGAAUGUUUAUAUAUUCUAAAUACCGGUGUUACUUUUUAAACUCUUCCCUGUGAAGUUUCAUCAUAAACAUCUUUAAAAAUUUCAUUUGAUUCAUCAAUAACUAUAAGUUAAGCUUGGAAAAUUUAUGUGCGUGCUAUUGUAUCUUCUAAUAGCUUCAAGUACGGAUUUUAAUUAUACUAGUAUGCAGACAAUAGUGCUACUUCUUUAUCUAAUACUGUAUGGUCAUUCACAAGCUCCUCUACUAAUAUACUUACUAGCGGUGCUUAUGAUUCUAGUUUUACUCUUUUCACUUAAGUUGCUGCUUCAAUUUAGAAAUACUUUAAUAACUAUUAUGAAAGAUAAAUUUAAAACAUAGUCCCUGGAUUUGCAAAUUUAAAAGAAGGUAACUUCCAAUUCUUGCCAGAUUAAAUUAUAACUUCUGGAACCCCUAUAACUUUUGCUUUCUAAAAUUAUCCCAAUCCUAUAAUUGAUCCUCAAUCUAAAACAUUAUUCUGUGUUAUCUAGAAACAGAUAUCUUAGUAUUCAUAUGGAUUUGGUAGAAAAGCAGAUUGUACUCAUUCAAGUGGUACAUUUACAAUUACAACUCCACAAAAUAAUAUUCAAGCUAACACGAUUCUAAUUACAGCGAGACUAGAUAUUAGUUAAUCAGGAAUGUUCAACACUGUAUACUCAUCUCCUUAGAGAUAAGAAAUUUAGAUUUCUUACAACUCAAAAAUCAAUUCAGAAGUUCUUAAUUUAAAAAAUCCUUUUUACAAAAUUACCUACACUUAAUAUUCAAACACUUAAUUACAAUGGGAUUAUCUUGAAUUAAAUCUUAGCUUGAAAGAUGGUCUUUCUGCUGGAAGUGCUACUCAAGAAUCAAUAAUCUAUAUAGAAUUCCCUUCAGGAGUAUAUCCUUAUGAUAUUGGUCUAAAAUCUCUAUAUGCAUUAGACUCUGUAACUUUUUAGAAUGGUUAAUAACAUGACUUUAAAGGUACAUCAGGAUUGUCUUCAGCAUUUUCUAAUGCUCUCUAUGGAUACACAUCUAAAUCAUAAGGUUUUAAGUUUGCUAUAUCUGGUUUUUCUACUCUCUCUUAAUAGAAUAAUAUGCUUAUUAAGAUUCCUCUUAUCUAAAAUGGUGCUGCCAAUACAUAAAUUAUGCUAAAAAUUAGCACCCAAGUAUGGAGUUCUUCUAAUUAAAAAUAUCCUAUAACUUAUAAUGAAAUUACAAUAAUUAAGAACACUAUAUUCACUAACCCAAUAGUUAGUACAUGUAAUUACGUAGCUGCUCCUACAGCCAAUGGUUCUAUUUAAUAAAGUGGUUCUUCUAUUUCUAUUCGCUUAUAAGUAAACUAAGUUGGAGCUAUAUCAAAUACAAAUGGUAUUCUCAUAUUCAAACCAACUAAAACCUUAAAUGGAUAUAAUUUGAAUAGCUGGUCUUCUGCAUCUUUUUCAGGAGUUAGUGUAUCAAAUAAAGAUUAAUACUCAUAGACUUAAGUAGUAGUUUUGAAAUUUUCUAGCUCAACUGCAGCCAACUUAGACAUGACUGCCAAUGGAUUUACAUCAAGUGAUGAAUAGCUUAAGUUCCAAUUUUCCUUUAUGACUGCUGCAUCUAACUCAGCUACUUUAAGCUACUGCGAUCUGUCAGCAACAUAAUCAUAGUUUAAUUACUAUUCUUCACCCUUAGGUUCUAAUUCAGUGACUGUGCUUGAUCCAACUUCUAACAACAAGAAUAGCUACAGUAUUGUUAACUUAACUUUCAAUGUUAGAAAAUUACCUGCUGGCUCUAUAAUAACUAUAUCAGUGGGUACUUAAGGUAUUUUAAAUAAUCAUUUUAUUCAUGCUAUUUACUGUUCUGGAACUGCUCUUAGUACUUAAACCAAUAAAGAUAUAUCCGUUAAUCCAACAAAUAACGAUAGUUAAUUAAUUAUUACAGGAUUUAAUUAAGUAGCAAGUGGAUCAUAGAUAGUAAUACUUUUAGGUCUUAAAACAUAAUAUACACCUUCAGGAACUUAUGUUUUCAAUUACAUGUCAGUUGGACCUAACGGAGGAAAGAUUGAAAUAUUUGAUAUUGGGUCAAUUGUUAUUAAUAAUCAAUAGCCUAUAAGGGCGUUCAGUACAAAUUUCUAAUUUAAUCAGUAUGUAGGACCUGGCUAAUGGGGGCCUAUAAUGAUCUAGUAUAAAUUAAGAAAUACUGAUGUUAAUUAUGCAAAUAGCAAUUCUAAACUAUUAUUAACAGUCCCAUCAGGAUUUACACUUGCCACAGGUGGAGUUCAAAAUAUUAGAUAUUAGCAAACAAACACACUAUUUUGGACAAAUGCUAUAUUCUCUUAAUUGUCUUCAAAUCCUAUAAAUAUUAAACCCCCUAAUACGCCAUUUGAUAUGAUUCACAACAUAGAAUACAAUAUGCUAGUAGAAACCAAAAUGUCAGCAAGUAAUAAUAAUGGUUGGUAAUAUCCUAGCACCUAUGGAUAUUAUCAGUUUAUAUUACAAGUUUUUAAUCAAGUAUCUAGUUUACCAUAAGAAAUUGGCUAUGAUUACUUCUUGGUAGCACCUUAACCUGACCAGAAUCUUCUCUUAUUUUAGCCCUUGCAUAGAUAGUCAGGUCACAUGAAUGUUUUCAGAUUCUAAUGGAGAUUAGCUGUAUCUGCUGUUACUGGAGAUGAAAUAUGGAUUGAAUUCUAAACUAAUAAUGGUAACUAUAAUGAUAAUGGAGCAUUCCUAAACUUUUAAAAAUCAUUUGCUAAUGAUUUAGGUACUGGAACUCCGAAUAAAAUUUUAGAUUGUGUAGAAGGAGCUAACGCAAAUAUUAUAUCAAAUUCUAAAUUAUUUUGUGAUGUACUUUAUCCUGGUGAUGACACUCAAACUCCUCCUAAUGAAGUACCUGCAAUAGUAAGAAUCAAAAUAACAAACAAUAUUGCUUAGAACUAGGUUGUUGAAUUCUUUGUAGGUGGAGUGAAAAAUCCUCUUUAUGAUAAUAGAAGAUCAGUUGUUAAAGUAAGUUUAAGAAAAACAGCAACUUAAAGUGGGUUUACUUAUGCAAGAAAAGUACCAUAUUAGAUAAGUCCAGGAGAGUUUACUACAACUGCUCCUACAUCAUUUUUUAAUGCUGCUUCACCAACUCCAGAAAUUAAUUAUCUUCCCUCACAGCCGAUAGAUUUAAUAAACAAUUAUUAAACAUCGUUUUCUGCUAGCGGUCAUGUUUGGGAUACUGCUCAGACACAUACUUGGAGAGUUUAUUCACCAAUAACUAUGUAAAAUGGAGAUUGGAUUUUAGUAAUCUAUACUCUUGCUAACAACUCUUAAAUGUCUUAAACUUGUGGACCUGUUUCAUAAUGUUAUGUUUUCCCUUCACUUGGAUGGGUAAUUUGGUAGAUUUAAGGUGUUACUGUCCCAUCUAAUUACAACACCUUUUCGCUUACCAAUAUGAAUAAUGCUCUUUAUAGAUACAAUGGUAAUUUUUAAGUUGAACAUUGGAAAAGCACGGGAUUGCUAUUGACCGCAUAUGCUACAAGUGGCCUCACUUAUAAUUUUGAUUCAACAGGUAUUACUAUUUAGAUCCGCCCAACACUCACCCCUCAAGAUGUGAAUAUUUAAAAAUAUUGGCUUACAGAUUUUUGGAAUAUUGCUUAGUUUAAUAUAACUGGUAUAUGGAAAUAUAAAAAUAUAAGAUCAUUUUGGGUUUAUAAACCUACUGCACUUGCGUAUUUUGAUGUAGCUAAAAAAUAUUGUAAUGCUACUAUUUCAAUUCCAAAUAACUAAAGAAAGCCUUACCCAUGGCGUAUGAAUUGCUAAAUUUAUGAUUAAAAUAGAUUAUACUUUGAAACAACAACAGAUAUAGAUAUAACUUUAGAUUUAUCUUCCUAUGUAAUUUCACUUUUUGCAGAUAUAUUUAUAGCAGAAUUUACUCCAUCAGGUCUCACUGAUCCAUUUAUCAUCUAUAGUAGUGUAUUGCCUAUAACAUCAGACAAUCAAAACUAUGGUGUAACAUAGAUUACUAUCAGUAUAAAUGUUUCACCCUAUAUAUAACCAGAUUUGAGAUAGAUAACUUUUAAUUAAGUUCCUUUUAUGGAUAGUAUAGCAAGAGCUGGUGAUUUAGUAGAAUUUUACAUGCUUUUGUAACCAAUGACUCCACUUUCUUAAAAUAGAAUAGACACGAUGGUGUUUAGGAUUCCUAAUGAAUUUAAUUAUCCUGCUAUUAAGAGUUUAGAUUAGUGCACUAUAAUAGGAAAAACAUCAACUCCUGUCUCACAGUGCAAUUUGUAAAGAAGUUAUGGUUAUACCUACGUAACUGUUAUACCUGAUGUUACUUAUGAUAAUUCAGUUAAGAUUAUUAGCUUAUCAGAUUCUAACAUCGCAUAGUUAUUUUAGACUCCUUCACUUCCUGGAAAUUAAUAUAACAUUACAGUCUUCCUUUAUGCAAAUAAUGUUUUGCUUGAACAUCAAACAAUUAAUAUUACUAGAAUAUUAGGUUAUGCUUGGACAGUUAACAGUGUCAAAAUGAUAAAUCAUAUUGACGCUCUUUACAACAACUUAUACUAUUUCUAAGCUUAAUUGGGUUCACAAAAUAUUCAACCAGGUUAUGAUACUCCUGCUGCUACUAUGUAUACUUCGCUGGAAUAUACAUUUGAUAAUAAUGUAAAUUAAUUCUUACAAGAUCUUGGAACUGGUCUUUAAACUGGGUCCCAAAUACCUUGCCUUGGAGGACCUACUCUUACUACUUACGUAUAAAAAAAACUUACUUGCAUUUUAACUGUCGGAACAGGUCCUUAAAAUCCUCCUACAAUCAAUGUAUUUGGAUAUGAUUUAAUUCCUGCUGGAACUGUAAUAAGUAUGUACUUCCCAACUAUUCAAAAUUUAGAUGUUAGUCUAAAAGCAAACACAUACACUGGUGUACGUAUUUACUAUAAAUGGAUUAACUACAGUGCCAUCUUCUAUGAGCCAUAUUCUGUUCAAACAGCUCCAGCUACUGCAUUGAAUAGUUUAAGUCCAAGUAUAACUACUGCAACUACUACAUCAAAUAAUUAGGUUGGUUAAACAAGAGAUUAUACUUUCAGUUUUUCCUUGAGUGGCAACCUUGCUACUACAGACUACUUAAUUUUUAAUUUCCCAUAGUAUUAUUUUGAUUAAAAUGCUGAUUAUUCUUCUGUUAGCUGUACUGGAUACAAAGUAUUGAUCUUUAGAGUUUCUAAUCAGAUAUUCUUAUAACCGUAGACUUAGUAAUCAGGAACAGUUUCUGUGGUUAUUUAAGGAUUAAUCAACCCUUCGUACAGCUAAAAUAUAGCAGUCACAAUUUAAGGCUUCUAAUUUUCAGGGUUGAAAAUGAUUAAAUAAAUAAAUUAUUAAAUUAACUAAAACCUUAAUUCUCCAAUUUUACCUUGCAACAAAUUUACUACUGCUUUUGUAGUUUCAGAUUCUAUUAUUGGGGGAUAAAAUGGAGCUACUCUCACUGUUACAUUUGUUACAGGACAUUAUAUUCCCCCUACUACUGGAGCACUCAGUGUAUUCUUACCUGUUGGUUACCCUUACAACUUAUACGAUAUGCAAACUCAAUGUGUAUUAGUGGGAUUUGACAAAAAUGCGUAGUGUUCAAUCGGUUCUGCAACUCGUAUGGAUAUUUUCUUAAAUGGAAAUACACUCAACCCAACUUUAUAAUACUAAAUUAUUAUGAAAAAUAUCAACACCUUCGUAGCUCCUACAUCUCCUUACAAUAUGAUAAUUUAAUCUUAUUUCAAUAGCAACAUUUACUUGUAAUAAAUAAUAUGCUAAUAGACAAUCCCCUAUCCAUCAUUCAGCUCAAAUUAAAUGGGAAGUUGUUCUUUAAUAGUAAAUUCAUCAGUUCUAAAUGUCAAUACAUAAUCAAUUUACUCCUUCUUGUUUUAAUGCUAAAAUAUAGUUAGAAAUAAUACAAUUAUUGAAAUAGUUCUCCCUGUUUAAUACUAAGUUACAAACAGGCUCGGAUCUAAUUUAAAAUGCUUUAGUAACCAGCCCUCUACUCUUGGCUCUUCAUCUUGUACUUUUGUUUAAAGUAAUUUGUAAUAUGUUAUUAGAGCAAAUGUUUAAUCAAUUGAAUCUUAAAACCUCUUCUCAGUUUCAGUUUACAUUAAUAACCCUAAACAAAUAAUAUAAAAUGGUUAUACUUUUUCUGCAAAUUUCUACAGUUACUCUAUUCUUUAUGCUUAAGCCAACAUGUAAAAUUCUCCUAUUAUCUUAAAACCAUAGGUAGUCCCAGUUACCCCUAACCAGUUAACUUAAGCGGCAUUAACUAACAUCCCUAAAAAUGCAGGUUAAUCGUCUACUUAUGUCUUCACUAUUCCACCUUCAGUUUAACUAAGCUCUAUAACUGAAGUGGAUUCAGUUCAGAUUUAAUUCCCUAUCUUAGAUAAUCUCUUUGCUUCUACCUUAGGUACCAAUUUAGAAUGUGGUGUAUAUUUAUCUUAGGUUUAUGAUGUGACUUUCUUGACCUAUGUUGGGUUGCUAUAGAUGACUAAUGGCAGAAAUAGCACAUCUUAUUCAUAUACAAAGCUUACAUGUAAAUUGAUAGCUGAUUAUACCUUAUAUAUAGACACAUCUAAAGUAGUUUAUCCAAUUUAGUCACCACCAAGCCUUUUAAAAAAUAUUAAUGCUGUUUGGUAGUACUGGAUUAUUAGAAAUGUAUAUAAUCCACUAGAAUAUAAUCCCGCUGGCUAAUUUUAAAUUACAUAUUUCUUAGGCAGCACUAUCUAAUGGUAAUUGAUGAAGAAUCUUGUUUAUUAUAUUACUCAAGCUCCACAAUAUAUGAAAGUUUCAAAUGCAACUGCUCUAGAUAAUAAUAUUAGGAUGUAAACAUAAUAUCUAUUUGAUUUGUAUACUUAGUAUCCACUUCCAGGAGAUCCAGUAGUUGGCAUCAGCUUAAUACUUCCCCCCAUAUACAAAACAGUUGCUUCUCUCUAUACUAGCCCUCUUAAUAACUGUUAAAUACUAUAAAAGUAGAAUUAAAAUUACCUAUAGACUCUCUAUUGUGAUAUUUAUAACCUAGAAGUUUUAGCUUAAAAGGCAGAGUUGAUAUCACUUAACUCAACUCAAAAUAUUAGUCUUGUGUUUAAUUAGUUAAUCAAUCCAAAUUUAUAAUAUUCUUGCUAAGCAAAUGACAUUAAUUAAUUCAAAUUCAAAAUUUUUGAUUGGAACUCUGGUGAUAUCUUGUUCGUUACUUCUCCCUCAAUUGAUGAUAAAAAUUGUAUUUCUUUUGUAAAGAAUUAUUUCAGCAUAGACAUUUCUGGGCCUCUAGUUGUUAAUCCAGGUUUGUCUUAUAAAUAUACCAUCACUCUUGAAAAACCUGCUGAUAGCCUCUUGAUAAUUCCUAAUUCUCCUACAGGUUCUAUUUUAUUCGAUCCUUAAGUUAUUGACAUGAGUAACUUUGUCUCCUCUUAAGCAACUUUUACAAUUAAGUAUCGUUCUGAUUUACUACCUUCAAACUAUGUAGUAACAUUUAGUAUGCAACAAAAUCAGUAAAACUAAACUUAAACGUUAGUUCUACCUCCUACCUUCUACCUUCCUAUUCUACCCCUAAAUAUUAAUGUAGUAAAUGUUGACAGUUCGACAUAACCUACAAUAAAAGUAGAAAAUCUUUCUGCAGACUCUAUAGGUUAUCCUAUUCGUGUACCUGUUACUCUUUCUGCAGCUCCUGCAAGCGCUCUUUAUCUCUCUAUUAAUGUGGUUGAAAGUGUUUAUAAUUCUAUGAUCAUUAUCAAUCCCCCUCUUCUGCAAAUCAAUCCAGGUGUAACUUCUACCUACUUUACAAUUUAAAUUAACACUGCUACCGUCCCAUAACUUCAUGCUACUCUUAGUUUCUCUUUAACAUCUUAUUACACAAUAGUCCAUCAACUGAUAUAUACAGUUAAGUAUAUUUCAUUCUCAUUGAAUUCAAGUUACUCAAAGAGUUAUUCAGUUUUGACAAUUUUAGAGAGUUUUAGAUAUUUUGAUACUGCUUCUAGCCAAGUUGGUUAGGCUAUUGUAAGCACUACAAUUUAGACAAAGCAAAAUUAUCAAACACUUUAAUAGCUUUCUCCAAAGGUUAUGCAAUUUACACUAGUAUCAGCAGCAGCUAACUCAGCAACAUUUGCUAUUUAUUCUUCUUAAGUCUCUACAAUAUCUUAUGUUUAUUCCUUAUAUGGAUAUCCAAGCCCAAACAAUGUAUAGUAGAUUCAAUAAAAAACUUAUUAAUAUGCUUUAGGCUAUGGCGAAUUACCUAUUUCAAAAGUUAUAGCACCUUCUUCUGUGCUAGAUCAUUUUAUCUAAUUCACUAUCAGCUCUCUCUAAGGUUAAACAAAUUAUCAGAUUUUCUACUAUGUCUGGAACCAAUUUGGUUAGUCCUCAAUUUAAUCUUUGGCCUUUAAGACUGCACACAUUUCUUAUGGAUCAAUAAUUCAAAUUCCACUGACAACUGUAACUCCUAUUUCAGAUAUAAUAAUUGCUCUUUCGAAAGUACUUCAAAUAAGUUAAUCACGUUUAAUUUGCACUACUGAUUUAAAAAAAAUAUAGCAAAAUUAAGAUUCCUUCAACCCUGAUAUUAUGCUUAAAUCUUCAAUAUACUACAGUUUUGUAAUUGCUCCAAAUGCAGCAGAUGACUCAGUAAAGACCUCUACAUUAGUAAAUCUACUACAAAACGAUGUGAGAACUAGAACUUAUCUUGAUACUUUAUUACCCCAAUUCGAUAUUUAUUCUAAAAUCUAAAGCUAAUAGAUUAUUACCUCUAUCCCUAAAGUAGAUAUAGCUCCUUAUCCAGUUAAAAUUAAUUAUAAUAAUGCCACGUUUAGCUUAAGACUAUGGGACUAAGGUUUUGUGUACGCAGUUGUUAUAGAGGAAGUAGAUGUUACAUAAAACAAUCCUCCUGUCUCUAUUUAAAUUUUCAAAGGAGUAGAUUAAUUUAAUAAACCUAUUUCUAACUACAAAGUUUACUAAGGAUAAACAGACUCUCUUGGCUACGUAAAUAUUUUUGUAGAUGAUUUGACAGAUGGAACAUAUUACUAGCUUUUCAUUACAAUUAGUAGUUAACUACCAUAUCAGCCUUUGAACUUAUUAGAUGACUCAAAUAUUAUAGUAGUUCCAUUCUAAACGCCUUUUAAUCUAAACAUUGGAGAUUUCGACGAAAAGAUUCAGGCAGUUCAAUAAGUUAAUCCACAAUUAGCAGAAGCACUUUAUAGAUUCUUAUAUUGA
Messenger RNA from Tetrahymena thermophila SB210, 21306 nucleotides. RefSeq lists its product as hypothetical. NCBI's taxonomy places the organism in Eukaryota, Ciliophora, Oligohymenophorea, Hymenostomatida, Tetrahymenidae. The record is from RefSeq and is a predicted model, not a curated record. The transcript is spliced from 17 exons.